AUGCGUUCGGUUCUGUCGCUAAUCGCAAUCGCCGUGAUUGCAACGGCCACCAAAGAAAUCAGGGAAUCGGACGAAUCCGACUUCUUUCAGCCUAACAGUUAUCCGUACUACAAUCUGGGAUCGGUAGAACCUCGACAGGAGAUGGUGACGUUCUCUUUGGUAUUCCCUGUGAGACAAACACGACCGACCAUCAUGGAAUACAUGACCAGCACUUCCACCAUUGUUUGUACGAAAUACGUCGACACGCCUUGCAGUCUUCGCACUUCCAUCAUUGAAAGACCGGAACGGCCUUCUCGUCGCCCAGCAUGGUUUGUCAGACCUGGACGACCUUCACCAGUUUACCCUGAAAUGAAGGAACAAGAACGAGAAGAGGACAUUUUAAUGGACGAGGAUAUGGAACACCAAUUCGCCAUUUUCCCCAGUGCCGUCCAAAGAGUUGAAAGCACCCGGUUACCACGAUUGCCCUCACGAGAGGAUCGUGCCGCUGAUCCUCAAUUAGUGUUCAUGUACGGCAAUCGUCCUCAAGAUAUUGAAUCAGGUUUCCGUAGCGGCCCGUUCAAGCCGGUUUCUCUGCCAUUCAACCGGAGGUACGUCCAGGCGAUCGCCUCCCAAAAUCGGCAAAUGUUCCAGAAUUAUUGGACGGUGACGAGGAGAGCUACCGUAAUGGAAGUCACUGUAUCUACCUCGAUCCCAGUUUGUUCGAAGGCCGGCCCCAUUCCGCAAUGUGCCAUUGAUGAGCUCAAUCGCAAAUGUUCGAACUAAAAAUGUUUGGGCCAUUAGCCAUUCGAUGCAAGUCUUUCUACCAAAAGCCUUC
Messenger RNA from Daphnia carinata, 814 nucleotides. RefSeq lists its product as uncharacterized. The coding region runs from base 1 to 762 and encodes 253 amino acids. NCBI's taxonomy places the organism in Eukaryota, Metazoa, Arthropoda, Branchiopoda, Diplostraca, Daphniidae. The transcript has 3 exons. The record is from RefSeq and is a predicted model, not a curated record.